Messenger RNA from Manduca sexta (tobacco hornworm), 4491 nucleotides. RefSeq names its product armadillo segment polarity protein (gene arm). The record is from RefSeq and is a predicted model, not a curated record. Gene Ontology annotation, biological process: cell adhesion; positive regulation of transcription by RNA polymerase II. Gene Ontology annotation, cellular component: adherens junction; catenin complex. Gene Ontology annotation, molecular function: cadherin binding; transcription coactivator activity; alpha-catenin binding. The transcript has 15 exons. Lineage: Eukaryota; Metazoa; Arthropoda; Insecta; Lepidoptera; Sphingidae. The coding region runs from base 181 to 2592 and encodes 803 amino acids.
AACGAGCAUUGCGAACCGAAUUACUUCGAACCGCCGCCAUAUUGUCAUGUCAAUUUUGUAACGGGGGUGGGUUCCUUGUGCAUUUAUUUAUUUUUGUGAAAACUGCCAUAAAAUAGUUACUGUGAAUUGCGUGUGGCUUACCAAGCUAAGGCGCGGGUGCUUCAUCGCAUCCUCUGAAACAUGAGCUAUCAGAUUCCUUCUUCACAAAGCCGAACAAUGUCGCAUAGCAACUAUGGCGGGUCUGAUGUUCCAAUGGCGCCAAGUAAGGAGCAACAGACCCUCAUGUGGCAGCAGAACUCAUACUUGGUUGAUUCUGGCAUCAACUCCGGAGCUGCUACUCAGGUGCCAUCACUUACUGGCAAGGAAGAUGACGAGAUGGAAGGAGAUCAGCUGAUGUUUGAUCUGGACCAAGGGUUUGCCCAGGGGUUCUCUCAGGAGCAAGUAGAUGACAUGAACCAGCAGUUGUCACAGACGCGGUCGCAGCGUGUCCGCGCGGCCAUGUUCCCAGAGACCCUGGAGGAGGGUAUUGAGAUCCCGUCCACUCAGCUGGACCCCGCUCAGCCGACUGCCGUUCAGCGGCUCGCUGAACCGUCGCAGAUGUUGAAGCAUGCUGUCGUCAAUUUGAUCAACUAUCAAGAUGAUGCUGAUUUGGCUACCAGGGCUAUCCCAGAAUUGAUCAAGUUACUCAAUGAUGAAGAUCAGGUAGUUGUGUCCCAAGCUGCCAUGAUGGUCCACCAGCUCUCCAAGAAGGAGGCUUCGCGCCAUGCCAUCAUGAACUCCCCUCAGAUGGUCGCCGCCUUAGUCCGCGCGAUUUCUAACAGCAAUGACCUUGAAACUACUAAAGGAGCAGUUGGAACCUUGCAUAACUUGUCCCACCAUCGCCAAGGUUUGCUUGCUAUCUUCAAGAGUGGCGGUAUCCCGGCCUUGGUGAAGCUUCUGAGUUCACCAGUGGAGUCGGUGCUGUUCUACGCCAUCACCACUCUUCACAACCUUCUGUUACACCAAGAUGGGUCCAAAAUGGCGGUCCGUCUUGCUGGAGGCUUGCAGAAAAUGGUAGCUCUGCUUCAGAGGAACAAUGUGAAGUUCCUAGCUAUUGUUACUGAUUGCCUGCAGAUUUUGGCGUAUGGUAACCAGGAAUCGAAACUGAUUAUCCUGGCAUCUCAGGGACCCAUCGAGCUGGUCCGCAUCAUGCGCUCCUACGAUUACGAGAAGUUGCUAUGGACCACCUCUAGGGUUUUGAAAGUACUGUCCGUGUGCUCGAGCAACAAGCCCGCGAUCGUGGAAGCCGGCGGCAUGCAGGCUCUGGCCAUGCACCUCGGCAACCCGAGUGGACGUCUCGUGCAGAACUGCCUCUGGACGUUGAGGAAUCUUUCUGAUGCUGCUACUAAGGUGGAAGGACUGGAGGGACUGCUCCAGAGCUUGGUGCAGGUACUCGCCUCCACUGACGUAAACAUCGUCACCUGUGCCGCUGGAAUACUCUCCAACUUGACUUGCAACAACCAACGCAACAAGGUGGUGGUGUGCCAGGCCGGCGGCGUGGACGCGCUCGUGCGCACCGUGGUGUCGGCCGGCGACCGCGAGGAGAUCACCGAGCCCGCCGUGUGCGCGCUGCGCCACCUCACCUCGCGCCACGUCGAGAGCGAGAUGGCGCAGAACGCCGUGCGGCUGCACUACGGGCUGCCGGUGAUAGUGAAGCUGCUGCAGCCACCAUCGCGCUGGCCGCUGGUGAAGGCGGUGGUGGGGCUGGUGCGCAACCUGGCGCUGUGUCCCGCCAACUACGCGCCGCUGCGGGAACACGGCGCCGUGCACCACCUCGUGCGCCUGCUCAUGCGCGCAUUCAACGACACACAGCGACAACGCACGUCGUCUGCGGGCGGCGUGGGCGCGGUGGGGUCGGGCGGCGCGGGCGGCGCGGGCGGCGCGUACGCGGACGGCGUGCGCAUGGAGGAGAUCGUGGAGGGCGCCGUGGGCGCGCUGCACAUCCUCGCGCGCGAGACGCACAACCGGCAGCUCAUACGGCAGCAGAACGUCAUACCCAUCUUCGUGCAGCUGCUCUUCAACGAGAUUGAGAAUAUACAGCGUGUGGCUGCCGGUGUGCUGUGUGAGCUGGCGGUUGAGAAGGAAGGCGCCGAAAUGAUAGAGGCUGAAGGAGCCACUGCUCCACUCACUGAACUGUUGCAUUCGAGGAAUGAAGGGGUAGCAACAUACGCAGCGGCGGUGUUAUUCCGCAUGUCCGAGGAUAAGCCGCAAGACUACAAGAAGAGGCUGUCCAUGGAGCUGACCAACUCGCUGUUCCGCGACGACCAUCAGAUGUGGUCCAACGAUCUCGCCAUUCAAUCCGAUAUACAGGAUAUGCUCGGCCCAGAGCAGGGAUAUGAGGGGCUAUACGGCACACGACCGUCGUUUCACCAGCAAGGCUAUGACCAAAUACCGAUAGACUCGAUGCAAGGCUUGGAGAUUGGGUCCGGGUUCGGCAUGGACAUGGACAUCGGCGACGCGGACGGCGCCGGCGCAGCAUCCGCAGACCUCGCUUUCCCCGAACCGCCGCACGACAACAACAACGUCGCCGCCUGGUACGACACCGACCUGUAGGCACCACUUACCAUUCACCAACUACCAGCCACCAGCUACCACCACGAACCAGCGCGCCGCGGUAACUAACGAUUGACUUCAGUAAACGAUCGCUAAUUUCGGAUUGAACGCUAAAAUGGACCAAUCAGAAUGAAGUUUGCUUGCGGACUUAUUUGAUUGGUUGAUUCUUACUUAUCCGAAGUUAGCAAUUGUUGUCGUUAGUUAAAAUCUUCCGUAAAUGAUCUCAGUGCAAUGGAACACAGCAACUGUCUGAUUGGAGUGAAUAAAGAUCGCCUUAUUUUCUCCCGAAUAAGUCAUCCGUGCGCCCUCUUGUGGAAGUUGGUUUUAAGUCUCCGUUUAGUUUGGUUGGCUUUGUUCACGUAAAAGUAGGUACGAAUAAUCGCAGCUGCGGAUUCCACUAAUAGAAGACUAAUGUGUCACGUUAUUUUAUUCUUUUUGUGAACACACAUUGGAAUCAUUAUUGUAUGCAGCUUGUAUAACUUAAUAUUUUUUAUAUUUUGUAUAGUGGUCCUUGGUAGUGAUGGCCAGCAUCUUGUUUGUCGUUCUAUCUUGUAGUGAUGACUCGCAAGACGUGUAGUUAUUGUACUACACCUCCAGUGUAGUCAUUUUGAGUGGUGGCGACGUAAGCCUAACUAAAUUGUACUAUUUAAAAAUUAAGUUUGGGCUUCAAUUGGCUUAAUGUUUCCGUUCUACGCUAAGCACAGUCUUAAUUUAGUACGGAGACGGAUAACAAAGUGAAUUGUAUGUUACAAAAAUCAUGGCAUUGUGAACAACACAAACGGGUACAAAUAUGGCAAAGUAUUAUCCAUUUUGAUAGAUUUAUUGGCAUGAGACACCCACAAUGUUCUCAUUCACCUGUGAUAAACAAAAGCAGCUUGGAAACGUAAUUCGCAUAUAAUAUGUGAUGUUACCAUAAAAGGGAUUUUUGUGAGGAUAUAUUGCAAAAUUUGGUGCUACAACGAACCGCAUGUAAUAAGGGCAUUAGCUUCUUGCCUUGACCAUGUAUCGAUGGUUGCACGCCUCAUUUGAAGUUCCAAAUUUGUUAGAAAGGUUUUGUAACGUGUCGAAGCUCUGCAUUGAGUAUAUCGUGUUUACUCGCGUGUAGAACGCGUGUAAUCGGAGUAUAGGGUACCUAUGUUAAAUAAGAUUUUUUUAUAGGCUUUAAAAUUCGUAUAUCGUAGUUUCUAUGUAAUUGAAAUUAACCUUCGUACGCGUUUGAAGUCGUUUUAUAGUUUAAGUUACAAAUGGAAAUUACGUCGCAUUUUUUUUUUGUUACAUUUAAUCAUUAUUUAAAUAAUGGAUAAGACUGUUUGGUCGAGUGAGGAAUGUAUUUAAAGGUUAUUUUUAAUGUUUGACUGCCAUUUUAUCUUAUCGGAACCUCAGUGCGAGGUAGAGGAAAUUUUUAAAUUAGCCAUCGGAGUGUCCUUGUUUAUUUUAGGUAUGUAUAAGUUUAUUUGUUACUGAGAGCGUGAUUUCAAUUCUGGCGUAGUGUUAGCUGACUUAAGAAUAUAUGUAAUUAACAGUAUGUAAUCUGUCUGAACUUAAUUUCCAGUUGAUGUAUAACCAUUUUAGUAUGAAAUAGUGAUUGUAUUAACUGAAUUUUGUAACGUUUUUAUCAGAUAAGCGAUAAUGUUUUAUGUUAAUUCAAUAUUCAUGUGUAGUGAAUGCACUUAUCUACAUAGCAGAAUGCAUCUUCUAGAAAAAUAAUGUAAUCGUUUAGUGUUAGGAUUUAUAAUAAUUUUACGUAAAUUGUCCUCUAGGAACUUCGUAUAUAUUUUUUUCAAUUUGAUAUUUCAAUCUACUUUACCAAUGUUUUUGUAUUGAUUCGAUAUUGAGGACAUUGCUGAGGUACGACUUUUGUGUCCAUUCGUGUAUGGAUAAUAAAGUAAAUUUAAAUAA